AUGCGAAGAGGUGAUGGAGUUGUUGAUUAUGGUGAAACGGUAAUUAGUAGAAGUGUGGACAAGACAAAAUUUCCUGAAAAACUAUUGACUUUUAAUUCGUGGCGGGUAAUGAAUGUAUUAAGAAAACUGACUGAAGAAAAGUUGAAGACAUGUGAAGUAAAUGUAUUUGAAUUUUACAACAGAUAUGUAGCUGUAUCAUUAGGCCAAAGUACAGAAAUAAUCAAUGCUGAGCAGGGUACUCCUUCUUGGCAUAAAGCUAGAAAAGUAAGACUAACAGCCUCCAAAGCGAGAGCCCAGUUUACUUAUUAUUCUAAUAAAAAUGCUGAUUGGGAUAAAAGAUAUCAAGAGGUUUUUCACAGUAAUUUCCUUGGGAAUGAAGAUACUAUCAGAGGCCUUCGCUGUGAAGCAGUCGCAAGAGAUUUAUAUGGAGAGCAUUAUAGCUGCAUGAUUUUAGAGUCUGGAUUGCUAGUUCGACCAGAAUUACCAUGGCUUUCUGCAAGUCUAGACGGUACUGCCAUGGAUAAAGAUGGAAAUUUUCUUAGAAAUAUUGAGAUUAAGACAUUAAAGGAAGGAACUCGUUUAACUGCAGAUGAACUUAUAGAAAUGUAUGCAAUUCCUAUAUUGGAUAAAAAUCAAAAUUUGAAAAAAAAAUACUCAGCAUUAUACUCAAAUGCAAGUAGGUAUGUUAUUGUCAGGUAUUACAGAAUGUGA
Parnassius apollo (apollo) is the source of this 711-nucleotide messenger RNA. NCBI's taxonomy places the organism in Eukaryota, Metazoa, Arthropoda, Insecta, Lepidoptera, Papilionidae. The record is from the annotation of a GenBank genome assembly.